AUGCGCGUUGUUUUCGCAUUUGAGGCAUUCGACUUACUGUUGAAACGUACCAUUUUUUUCUUUCCUGACUGCCAGGGUGGUCGGCGCGUCAUCAGUUGCCAUGGUACUGGCCCAACCUACCCCCAAAAGGGUUUGAAGCCGUCAGCUAGCGGAGCGGCUCUCUGUAAACCGGAAGCUGUGGACGAGGAGCCUAUCAUAGCAGAACAGACCCACUUAAGCACCCCACAGGACAGAAAAGGAGGAGAAGAAGCAGAGUCUAAGCCUGAUGCCCAUAAACAGGAAGGUGAUCAACGUGAAAUAAUCGACUGUAAGUCGGGGGCGUAG
Messenger RNA from Dibothriocephalus latus, 324 nucleotides. The record is from the annotation of a GenBank genome assembly. Lineage: Eukaryota; Metazoa; Platyhelminthes; Cestoda; Diphyllobothriidea; Diphyllobothriidae.